UUUUCUUUUGUUUGAAAUUCAAGCAACGGUGCAAUUUGAAUCGAACCUUUUCUUGUGUAUAAAAUAGUAAAAAUACGUGUAGAAAUAAUGGAAAUGAAUGCAGCUAGCAUAUCAAACUAUAAUAGGGACUCUGAGGCAGAUUUCGGCAUUCUAAGCCCUGUGAUACCUAAGCUACGCAGGUUUGGCGGUGUUUAUUCACCUGAACAUCUAAAUUUAACUCCAAGGCCAAGAGCCACAGCUGAUUUUAAAGAGUCCUGGAAUGAGAACCAAAACUUGCACACACCUGAAAAGAUACCUGAAGUUGACUUCAAAUGCAGGACAGCUAAAUCAAAAGCGCACCAUGGUUCUCAGAAUUAUUCCUUUGAAGGCAACCAAAGUUAUCCCCGUCUGAACAGAAGGCUCCGGCCCAUUAGGAUGGAGCUGGAGACACCCACGAAGGUCAAACCAACUGUUGAUCUUGUAAGAGUGGAUGGCCCCAACGGUCUCCGUUUCAACACCUCCCUCGCACCUGGAGACGUCACAGGCUCGCCCGCGCAGUCUCAAACGGACCGCCUGCAGCAAGCCAUCAACCCGAGCAAAGCUGUGUUCACAAUAGAAACUAAUACGUCUAAAAUACUAAUAGUGAACAACAAGGCGUGUUCUCUCCUCGGCUAUUCAGCGGGGGAGCUCUGCGGGCUGAAGUUCUCUGAUCUACUGAGACACAGGAACUGCAAGUUUUCGUUACACGAGCCUGAAGAGGGGGACGCUUCUGAGGAUGGGACCAUUAUUCUGCUUAGUGGCAAAGUGGUAGAAUUGUUAUCGAAAGAUGGCCGUGCAGUACAGGUGUCCCUGUGGAUUCGACAGUUAGACAGUGACGGACCUUGUUUGGUAGUUGCUGAGCCGGUCAGCUGUAAAACUGUUGUGUUAACAGUAGACGCUGAGGACGGCAUGAUCCUCUCGUGCUGCGGCGACGACGCGGCCUUGUUGUUUCAAGCGGAGUCCAGCGACAAAUUGCUGGGACUCCCAUUGGCCUCGCUGAUCCCCUCCGUGCAGCUGCCCCCUUGGGACGCGCCCAUCCCGCGCAAUGUCUCCAAGCAAAGGGCUACAGGACGAACUCUCGACGGCGGCUCGUUCCCCUUAUGUCUUUGGAUAACUAGACCAGACACUGCAGGAAAUACACUUUGGUCUGGCUUGAAAUCACACAAAGAAAGACCUGUAUAUGAAGUCAAUGUUAGGGUAACCUACAACGUGUCCGGCCUCCUAGUGGUCGAUGACGCGGGCGUCAUAACGGCGUGCAACCAGCACUUCGCCACGCUGACGUUCGGCAAGCCGCACUCGUCGGUGGUGGGGCGCCACAUCGAGGAGCUCAUCCCCGACUUCUGCCGCGCCGCCGACUUGAUCAAACCCAUGCCCGACCGGCCCAAGGGGAGGCAUGACCAGGACUCUAACGAAUCUGACACAGAUGAGGACUCAUGCGGAGCGUUCAACGGCAGCCAAAAGUCCGCCUGCAUGUCAAACGUGCAGCAAUCUCUUCUAUCCACCACGACAAGGGAAAAAUCGUCCAGCGCGCUCUGUCUCGACAAGUCUUGCAGUCUGGUCACACACACGCCUACACCCACACAGGACAUGGUCUCGAGCAUCAGCACAACAGCCACCGAACAGCGCAACGACACAUCCGCCCUCCCCGACGUCACAUCCGGCAUGUCCGGCAUCUCCAUCGACGACGACUUCACGCCCAGCAUCUCCAAAUCUCGCUCCGAGAACAUCCUGCGAUCCGAACAGAACAACCCAGUAGCCAAACAACUAGCCAAACCUAACGAGAAGUCAGAUUCCAUAUACUAUACCUCACAACACUCUCAAGAGGUAACCCCUACUGGGAAUACCCCUAGAGUUCGCAUGAACGACCCAUCUUUACGUCUAUCCUUCGACUCAAGCAAAUACAGAUCGGUUAAAGUCAACCUCCCCGGCCAAGAGAAAGACAAAAGCAGUCUGUCUCUAGACUUCUGUGACUCGAAUGAGACUAGUGCGGAUUUCUUGACGCCUAUCAAUGAGAUGCCGCCGCCGGGGUGCGAGAUUGAGGAUUUGCCAAAGCAUAAUGGGAAUGAGAGUAUUGAGAGUUUGAGUAACGAUAAUGAUUUGGAGACGCAGACGGAGUCCGCGCCAAGGAAAAGAUAUGACUUGGACGGCCCCGAAACUCCGUGCAUCGCCAAACGCCUCCUCCGAGCCCACGUGACAUCGACCCCACAGCGAACCAAGUCCGAGUGCGACGACACCCAGGACGGCACCUACCGCGGCAUCGUGCUACACCGCGACGGCACGCAGCUCAAUGUACUGUACACGGUGUCGACGAUGCAAUUAGCGGCCGGCAACAGAGUCCGCUGCGUGUGGCUCGGAGUCCAACUAGAGGACACGGCGCGACACACCACGCUCGCCUCCAGCGUCGCUUCCACGGCCGAUAGCUCCCUAGUUCUUGGAAACAAGUCAGUGAGCAGCAGGCCACACUCGAUGUCGCUUGUGAGCCAGUGCGGCGAAGAGCAGAUCUCCGGCGAGUACAACAAGCAUUAUGUCACGUUGAAACAAAUAGGCAAAGGCGCCUACGGUUGCGUAAAGAUGGCGUACCGUCGCUCUGAUCGUCUCCUAGCGGUGGCCAAGUUUAUACUGAAGGAAAAAGUCGGCGCGCAGUUUUGGGUGGACGGACCCGACGGCAAGCGGGUGCCGCUGGAGCUCAGCCUGCUUAUGACCUUGAAGCAUCCUAAUAUCGUCAGCAUACUAGAUGUUUACGAGAAUGAAAAAUACUUUCAAAUGGUGAUGGAGAAACAUGGCGCAGGCAUGGAUCUGUUCGAGUUCAUUGAGCGGCGACCCGCGCUAGACGAGCCACUUCUCAGCUACAUCUUCAGACAGAUAGGCCAAGCCGUAGAGUACCUCCACUCCCUAAACAUACUGCACCGAGACAUCAAGGACGAGAAUGUGAUUAUAGACAACAAAUUCCACGUGAAACUGAUAGACUUCGGCUCGGCCACCUUCAUGAGCAAGGACACGCUGUUCUCCACCUUUUAUGGCACGACGGAGUACUGCAGCCCUGAAGUGUUGGCUGGGAACAAAUAUGCAGGCCCCGAGCUGGAGAUGUGGUCAAUGGGUAUAACCCUCUACGUGCUGACAUACUUCGUUAACCCUUUCUCUGACAUAGAAGACACGAUACAAGGACCGCUUGUGUUGCCUUCACCUGUUUCUGAAGAUUUGGAACAACUACUACGGUGGAUGUUGUGCAAAGAGCCCUCACAAAGGUGUACAGUCAGCCAGCUGAUGGCGCACCCGUGGAUACGACAGCCGGUGGCCAUCGCCAACUACGUGUUCCACGAGAUCGUCGACUGCGACCGCCACGAAGCGAAUCCUGAAACGUACUACAGUGGCAGUCUGGGGUCGCCAAGAAGCGGCUCUCCCGUCUCCUUGGCUGAUCCACUGGCUAAAGAACGCUCAAACCCAUCAGAGGUGGCGAUCCGCUCUGAAGGCAAGAACGUGUCCCGCGACGAACCAAAGCGAAACUCACUGGCGCUUCACGCUCUGUCCACCGCCGACAGAGACGCGCAGUCGGACAACUACAGUCUACGAUCAUCGGCUGAUAUCCUAGACAUCUCUUCGAAACCCGUGUCGGAAGCGGCUCUCACCGACAUCAGUUCUGACGCGACCGGGCACGCGGCCUGCGACAUCGACUACGACCCCGACCAGUGCGAGUGCGACAGCUGGGACGAGUGCGAGCAGGACAGCUUCUCGUAACUCGACGGGCGAGAGCGGGAAGAACAAAUACGGUAAAACGUUU
Molecule: messenger RNA, 3796 nt
Organism: Cydia splendana
Lineage: Eukaryota; Metazoa; Arthropoda; Insecta; Lepidoptera; Tortricidae
Gene: Pask
Product: PAS domain-containing serine/threonine-protein kinase
Exons: 23
Coding region: 88-3753 (1221 amino acids)
Biological process (GO): negative regulation of glycogen biosynthetic process; protein phosphorylation; intracellular signal transduction
Cellular component (GO): cytoplasm; cytosol; nucleus
Molecular function (GO): protein serine/threonine kinase activity; ATP binding
Source: RefSeq, a predicted model, not a curated record